Molecule: messenger RNA, 5700 nt
Organism: Cherax quadricarinatus
Lineage: Eukaryota; Metazoa; Arthropoda; Malacostraca; Decapoda; Parastacidae
Source: RefSeq, a predicted model, not a curated record
CAGUUUACUAAACAUGUAUAUGCAUUUAAUCAUUUUUGAUGUCUUGAGAGUUUAAAUAUACAGUAUGAUGGUUUUGAUCAUCCAGAUGUCUCUUUUCAGGGACCUUCUCUUUCAGGGUUAUGAAGAAACUGUGCAGAGGCAAGCAUCUCUCUUACAGAAACAGCAGAAAAUAAUAGAAAAUCUUAAGGAGGAGCUGUCAUCUCAGCAGCAGACACUAGUCUCAGCUAGUAAACGUCAUCAAGGCAAGAUUGAGUCAUUGCUUCAGCAGAGUCAGUCUGUAACCUUGCAGGAAUUUUCUGAAGAAAUUCAGUUACUGAAACAAGAGCUAGAAACUGCACUGAAGGAGAAGGAGUUGAGUCAAGCGGAAAGUAGAAGGCAGGCAGUAGAAGUUCAACGUCUGCGUCAAGAAGUGGUGAUUUUACAGGCUGGUGCCAACACUGUUGAUGGUUCACCGCUUGGGCAGUCACAGGAGGAGUACUUAAGAGUUGUAAAAAUAUUAGAAGAGGAAACAGAGAGACUAAGAACUGAUGUGGGAAGAUUAGAGGAUGAGAAGCUGCAGAUACUGAAAUCUAAUAUUGAUUUAAAGAAAAAAGUAUCUUCUCUUGAUAUUUUCCUUGACCAAGAAAAGCAGAGGAAUAUUGCUUAUAGAUCAGCAGUGGAUGAUAAGGAGGAAGCUUUACAGGAGAUGAAGGAGUCUUUGACAGCGCUCAACUUAAGAUUCACGGAGCAGAGUGAAGACCUCCAGACUAUCCUGGCUCAAACUGAAGCUCUUCAGAAAAGCAAAGAUAAUUUGGCAAAAAUUCUUAUAAAUGUCAAGGACAAGCUAAAAGAAGCCCAGAAGCGAGUGGCUGAGAGUGUACGUAUUGCCGAAGAUGCUCUUGUGGAAAAAGAUGCUGCUCUUCUACGAGAGAAGCACGUGAUGAAUGAAGUGCAUCGCUUAGAGAGCACUGUGUCAUCAUUUACGGAGGAGGCUGGAAAAAAGACUCAAGCAGAAGUGUCCAAGAUAAAGGAUGACUAUAACACAAGCAUCAAAAAUAUGUCCCAAGAAGUCAUGGAUCUGGAGAUGGUGAGCCCUUUAAAAGAGAAGCAGCUCGAGUGUGACCGAACCCUUAGAGAACUGAAGAAGGCAACAAACGAGGCUGAACAACUCCAAGGCGAGUUGAAUCGUAAAAAGGAGCAGCAUCACCAAGACAUACUCCACUUUCAAGAACGGAUAAAUGCUCUUGAGAUUAAAGUCAUGCUCCUAUCUGCAGAAAGGGAUAAUAUAUCCACAGCAGGUCUACAAAAUAUCCAGGAAAGUGAGCAGCAGAGAGAAGAACUUUUAACUAGGAUCCAUGAGCUGGAGGACCGAGUAAUAGCCUUGCGAGAAGAAUGCGUUGCCAUCAGAAUCGAGUAUGAAGAGGCGAAGAGAAAUCAUAAUUAUGUCUCAUCCCUACUGGAGAAGGUCAAAGAAGAAAGUCAAAGUAGUGAGAAAUUUUUGAAAAGUCAGCUAAGAAUGAAAACAGAGGAGAUAGAGGAGCUCUCAGCCAUUAAUGAGGCUCGCCUGGAUGCUACAGAGACUUCCCAUAGAGAUGUUGUGGCAAAACUCUAUGAGAAUAAUACAGCUAUUCAGGCAAAUUAUUCAAAGCUAGAGUCUCAUGUUUCUGCCCAGAAGUUGGAAUAUGAAGAGAGAAUAUCAGAUUUAACUCGUCGCUUACAAGAACUUCAAGAAAAAAAUCGGCAGCUUACAAAUUCCUUGCAUGAAGCCAACACCAGUUUAUCUGUUACCAAGGAUGUUGCUUCUCAGUACAAAGACAGGAUAGGUGAAGUAGAAGACCGCCUUCAUGCAGCAGAAAUUAGAUUUACUACACUUAGACAGAAAAAUAAAUCAACUAGUGGAGUAUUUGGCACCUGACAUUUCACUCUGUUUAUUUUGUAAGCAGUAUGAAUUUUUUUUAUAUAAUUGUUGCUCUGAAUGUACAGUAAUUCUUUUUUACUGGCUUCAUGUUAAAUUGUCCUUAUACCUAGAUGAAACAUCACUAAAGUAUGUUUUCUGGCAUCUCGUGAAAGGUAUAGACAGUUAUAUGAAUAAAUUUUUUAGAAAACUGACUAGUUGAUAAAUGAGACAUUUGGGUAUCUUAAUUCUGGAAAUGUUUUGCCAGUCAGUGGCUUAUUCAGUCCAAUGCAGCUUAUCUGAGUAAGCUGAGUUCAUGAUGGACCCUGGUAUCAAUAAGAUAGUUCUACAUGACAGAUAGUGAAAGGGUAAAGGAUAGGGGAGUCUUGGAGCAAUAAAUAAACCUUGACUCCCAGUGUACUUUUCUCUUGCUGGUUGGUGCAAGUUCUACACAGCAUCUGAUAAAACAUUAUCUCACAGCCACCCUCAGAAAUACAGUGGUACCUCGAGUUUCAGACAGCUUUCAACUCGAACAAUUAUGUGAGUGUAUUUUUGUAAGUGCUCUUGUAAAUGUAUUUUUGGGGGUCUGAAACGACUAAUAUAAUUUACAUUAUUCCUUAUGGGAACAAAUUCGUUUGGUAACGGCACUCAAAGAGCCUUCUGGAACAAAUUUAAGUUUGUAACUUGAGGUACCACUGUAAUUCCUCCAGUUCUGGAGGGAAUUUUUGGCAGUAGUUUGAUCGGUAGAUGCACUUUCACUAGUAAAUUUAAUAUUAUACAGCCAGUUGCACACUUUAAAUUUGUACUACCGGCCAAAACUAAGCACGCACACUUGUUCAGGCUUUUGUACUUCAUCAAAGUACAGUGCCUGCACUCUGAAGGGGGGAUGGAGAUAUGUUGCAGUUUUUAAACUGUAAUGUUAGCACGCCUCUGGCAAGACAGUAAAUGACGAUGCAAAUGUUUCUUCUUUUUUGGGUCAUCCUGCCUUGGUGGGAAAUGGCCGAUAUGUACUUUCUCCCUUAUCAUGAGGAAAUUUAGUGGUGUACCUUUCCUGGUUUUCUGUUUGAUCCACUCGGUAUUUUUUCAUCUCACUUAGCUGUUGUAAUUUGUAUGUCAUUCUUUUCAGGUUGUUACAACUUAUUCUCUGUUAAUCAUCUGAAUUGUUGGUUCAUGGAGGAAAGCUAAACCCUUGGGGGUAAUACAGCACCUGGGAAAUGAUUGACAAUCAGGUUUGAUCCAACAAAAAAUUAUAAUUCUAGUUCCUUGGAUCAAGAACCCCUCACCGACAUCAAAGCACCUCGUUUGAUGGGACUCGGUUUAUGUAUCGUCCAUGUAGUACCCAUGACAUACUAUUAAAUUAACAGUAUUCAGCUGAUGACUAAUACUGUAAUUAAAAAAUUAGAGAUGCUUAUUGAAUAAAAUAUUAUACACAGGUCAGAGAAACAAAAUUUAUUGCAGCCAUUUAUUAUCUUCCUUAACUUCUGAACAAAAAGCCAUAUAUAAAUAGUUUAGCAAAAACUUGCAUGCUGCACAUUUGAACAAGGCUCCUAUGCUUCUCCUAGUGGUUAUUGUGCUACAUGCAAACUCUUCAAAUUACACAAUGCCACAAAGUUUUGAUACUCAGCAUAUUAUUACCCAAGAUUUUUUGGAUCAAAAUGUUUUGUAGCAAACUUCUGCCACACUCGCAAAAAAAAAAAAAAUUAAAUACUGAAUAUUUAAAGAAAGUCGUGUUUGUUAUAUAUUUCCACACUAAAAUAGUAUAUCUAUGUGUGUGUGUGUGUGUGUUUACUGACGUGUCACUUCACUGGUUCUCACGCAGAGAGCGAGUAGGUCAUCUGAAGGAAUUUGAGUUUCUCAGAUGUAGCAUUUGACCAUUCUCCAGGAAGCAACCCACAACAGUCAACUAACACCCAGGAACCUACUUACUGCUAGGUAAACAGAGAGAACGAGUAUGAGGAGACUUGCCUGUAUAUCUUGCCCUGCCCAGGAUAUGAACCCGAGAUCAGUUGGUUGUGGGCUGACUGUGCUGAUCACUGCACUACCGGUGUGUUUAUAUAUAUAUAUAUAUAUGUCAUGCCGAAUACAUAAAAUUUGCAAUUAUGACUUAAAUAGCAAAGCACUUAUUGCCGAAUAGGGGAAGCAAAAAUUUGCAUAUGCAAUGGCUUUGCAAAAAUCAUUCUGAACCUAAACGAAAAAAAAUAUAUUUCAUUGUGUUUGUUUAUUAUUAAAUUAUUAUAAACUGGUAUAAAAUAUAUUUAGUUGGAUUAGGCUUAAUUAAAUUGUCCUUGUUAUAAUAAGGUUAAGUAAGUUUCCUAAGGUUCUUUUGGUACAAAAUCAUUAAUUUUCAUAUUAACAUAAAUUAAAAAAAUAUAUCUUUAAAUGUAUAAAAGAACUCUUUAGAAAGGACUUAAUUUUAAAUGAGUUAGUGCUAAUUGACCAGUUUUACCUAUUCGACAAGUUAUAUAUAUAUAAUGCUUGUAUGUACAGUAUAUUUAUGUAUAUAUGUACAUGUGUAUCAAUAUAUACUUAUUUAUUUAACAUGUAAUUUAUUUAAAAUACUUAUAUAAAAAUUUGGAGGCAAUUUUUAUAUAUGUAUCAUAAUCAUUAUUUUACAUAAUCUGUAAAGUUCUAAAACACAACAUUUUAAAGGAUAUAUGUACAGUAUAUGGUUGUAACUUCACUGUUUUAAAUUAUAAGACUAGUCAGCAUCACCUAACUAUGGAAGUGAUACCACAGGCAAAGUAGGAGGAAUUGUCUCUCCACUGACAAUUGUACAUUUUGGCCCCAAUCGCUCUGUAGCACUCCUAAGCAUUCUACCAUACACACAUACUUGUGGAUUAUUUCCACAUUCUCCUGCUAUUUGUUUUCCUGUGCUUGAAAUUUUCAUUGCCUUAUAUAGCUUGUGUAAAGUGUACUUCUCCAAAGUCAGGAAAGAGAAAAGUAAUUGUGUAUAGUGUAAAUUCAUAUACUAUAACUUUUUUAGCCUUUUGCAUAUACUUUCUUUAAAAUAUAUCAGUGUUGUAUGACCCUUUCAGGUUUAGUACUUAGUUUGAUUACGUAUACUAUUAUCUUUAAAGUAUGGGUUAUAUUUGUUUUUCACAUAAUACUGGAUACUAAAUAACGCACUAUUGCUGUAUUAACAAUUCAGUGUUAGCACUUUCUUAUGAAUAUAAUAAUAAAUAACUUGCCUUUUUUUUAUUCACAUACUGUAUAGGAAUGUUCUUAAUUCUAGUGGAAGAAUGCAACAUUUGUCUAAAAUGACCAGUAGAUUUUUCCCCACUCAUUGUACAUACAUCUAAAAUGUUGGAUAUUUUACGAAGAAAAGGCAUACAUAUUCAGUAUUUCUCGCCUAAAUUUGAAUGUAUUGAUCUAUACACAGUCAAGCACUGUUAAUUCAGGUUGAUUCUAGUAGGAGGCAUUCUGAACUCAAAGUAAAUCCAUCCUAAGCAACCUAAAAAAAAACCUCUGGAAAACAUUAACCCGUAAACAGGGAGCCUUGUAUAUACUGUAUACUAUACAUUGUAUAUAGAAUUGAUGAAGGAAAAAAGGUGAGUGGUGUGUUGAGGUAUCUGUGGAGAAAAAAAAAAAGUUAUCUAUGAAGGAAAUGUAAGGGAGUAUAGUGGUACCAACAUUCUUAUAUGAGUGUGAAGCAUGGGUUGUAAAUGCUGCAGCGAGGAGGCAGCUGGAGGCAGUGGAGAUGUCCUGUCUAAGGGCAAUAUAUGGUGUAAAUAUUAUGCAAAGAAUUCAUAGUGUGGAAAUUAGGUGUGGAGUUACUAAAAGUAUUAGUCAUAGGGCUGAAGAGUGGCUGUUGAGGUGGUUUGUUCAUU